AAAAAGUCAGAGUGCAUAAAUCCCAUGCCUUGUCCAUUUCGAAGGUGUAUAUACACAUCUGCUCUAUAAAUAAUAACAAGUAAAAGAUUUUCUGUGUCACGGAGUUGCUGGCAGCGGAACACGAUCAUGGGAGGGCAAGCAAAGGCCAAAAAGAAAGGCAAACCUAAAAGAAAAGAGAACCGUAGAGGUCCUGAGAAUGCAGCACUGUCGCCACAGGACAGGAUGAAAGCCAGGAUGCAGGAAAGAGCCAAAAAGAAGACGGCUGAAAAAUACUCCAUCGAUCAGUUACUGGAAAAGACAGAAGACUGUAUGGACAACUUUGACUUCCCAAUGGCUAAGAUGUUCUGCCAGCGUGCUCUGGACAUCGAGCCUACCAAUUUGACCAUUCUGGACAUGCUCGGAAACAUCUGUGCUGAGCUUGGGGAUAUGGAUAAAGCCAAACAAGUAUUUCUGAAAGCGGUGGAAUUGAGCCCAGAGGAAGGUCACAGCAAAUACAUGUACCUGGGUCAGAUUCACACAGGCGCCGAGGCUGUGCAGUACUUCAGCAAAGGCAUUGAAGUCAUGCUCAAAGCCAUGGACAAGCAAGCAGAAGAGGUUAGCAGUAUGGGAGCUGCUUCUUUACCAGCGGAGUCUCCCAUUACCGCAAAGGACGUAUCUGUGGCCUUCUGUUCCAUUGCCGAGAUCUUUUUCACUGACCUUUGUAUGGAGGAGGGAGCAGCCGAGCGAUGUAAGGAGGCUAUUGAGAAAGCGCUGCACUAUGACCAGAACAACCCUGAAGCUCUGCAGUUAAUGGCAAGCUACCUUUUCAGCAUCGAGAAACCUGAGGAGGGCCGUGACUACCUGAUAAAGAGUGUGUCGUCAUGGUUACCGAGUCGCCAGAAGGAGGAAGAGUCUUCAGCAAGCUUGGAGCAAGCUGAUGAGGAUGAGGAGGAAGGAGUGCAGAGUAAUAUCCCACCGUACGAGUCCCGAAUUACAACAGCCAAACUGCUGAUAGAAGUUGAGGAGUUUGAGGUGGCCACAGACGUGUUGGAGGGUCUGUUAGAGGAGGACGAUGAGGUUGUACAGGUGUGGUAUUUGUUAGGAUGGCUGUAUUUUCUCCAACUGGACAAGCCCAGUGCUGCAGAAGACUCGGAAAGCUUGAAAAAGUCAGCCAGGAUCUACCUUACCAAAGCAAAAAAGCUCUACAUGAAGCUACAGUGUGACGAUGCUCCCAUGUUGGAGCACACGGAGCAGCUCUUAGGCGAACUUGGAGGAGAACUGGUCGCUGAUGAUGAUGCGGAUGAAGCUGGACCUUCUGUUGAUGACAUCGGAGAUGACUUCGUUCAGAGCAGCGAGGAUGAGGAAGAUGCUGAUGAUGAUGCCAUGGAGCACUGAAUAACACCGAAUCUUUCAUUCGUUCUUCUGUUCCUUUCCGACUUUGUACUCUGUUGUGACUUGUUCAAUCAGUUCGUCACUUUGUCUUUAAAGUUAAGAAUGGCUGUGUGUUUAUCCAAGUUUUAGAAUAAUAAAGGUGCCAUCUUUUGCCAUUUCUUACCAUGUGGUGACUAUAAUAAUCAUUUUGUAAUCAUAAUUAUACAUAUUUUCAUGGUGGGCCGUAGGUAUUGAGUCAGAAAUGGCGUACGUGAUUAAAAAAUGGCUUUUUCAAUCAAA
Messenger RNA from Hemibagrus wyckioides, 1650 nucleotides. RefSeq lists its product as uncharacterized. Lineage: Eukaryota; Metazoa; Chordata; Actinopteri; Siluriformes; Bagridae. The transcript has 11 exons. Bases 127 to 1374 code for a protein of 415 amino acids. Gene Ontology annotation, biological process: cell division. Gene Ontology annotation, molecular function: protein binding. The record is from RefSeq and is a predicted model, not a curated record.